CUAUCCCUUGCUUCUUCCUUCAUCCCCAGUCCUCCCCUGCUCUUCCUCACUCAUCAAUUAAUGAACAAUUCUUGAACUUCGCGGCGGAGAUAAAUCCCAAAUACCAAACAAAGAAUGACGCUCCUUCCCCAGCCGCUCAUCUCCGCCCCAUCAGUAUUGUUAGUAUUUUUAUUCACUCUGCCUCUACGCGCCGCUUUCGCCGGCGCAGGAAAAGUCCCGGCGGUGAUAGUGUUCGGCGACUCCUCCGUGGAUUCCGGCAACAACAACCAGAUCGCCACCCUUCUCAAGAGCAAUUUCGAGCCCUACGGCCGCGACUUCAUCGGGCAACGACCCACCGGGAGGUUUUCCAAUGGCCGGGUCCCCCCCGACUUGAUAUCUGAAGCCAUCGGCCUCCGCCCCUUCGUCCCCGCCUACCUCGACCCCGCCUACAAGAUUUCUGAUUUCGCCGGCGGCGUCUGCUUUGCCUCCGCCGGUACCGGCUAUGACAAUGUCACUUCUGACGUCCUAAAUGUGAUACCCUUGUGGAAGGAAGUGGAGUACUACAAGGACUACCAGAAGAAGCUGAGAGCAUUCGCCGGCGACCGGAGAGCAAACAGAAUAAUCCGGGAAGCUCUGUACCUGGUGAGCAUGGGGACGAACGACUUCCUGGAGAACUACUACCUGUUGCCGGGGAAGAGGGCGAAGCAGUUCACGGCCGACGAGUUCGGGGCGUUCCUCGUCGGAAUUGCAGAGGAGUUCGUGAGGGAAAUAUACGCGCUGGGCGCCCGGAAAAUAUCCCUCGGCGGCCUUCCUCCGAUGGGGUGUCUGCCCUUGGAGAGGACCGUGAGCUUCCUCGGCGGCUAUGCCGCCGGCGUCUGCAACGACCAGUACAACGCGGUGGCUGUCCGGUUCAACCGGCGGUUGAAUUUGCUGAUCAAGAAACUUAACGCGGAGCUCCCCGGAAUCCGAGUUGCUUACUCUGAUGUUUACACUAUCUUGUCUCAGAUCAUCACUAAGCCUUCUGCUUACGGGUUUGAGGAGGCAUCAGUAGCUUGUUGUGGGACAGGGCUGAUAGAGAUGAGCUACCUGUGUGACGGGAUGAACCCGUUGACGUGUACGGACGCAGACAAGUAUGUGUUUUGGGAUUCCUUCCAUCUCACCGAGAGAACCAACCGGGUUGUCGUUGAUUACUUGAUGAAAACCACCCUUCGCCAUUUUUUCGCCUUAUAAUUAUAUCUAUAUAUAUCUAUACUGCAUGCAUGCAUGCAUGCAUGCACAGCACCCCUGGCCUAUACAUGCAUUGUUUUUUUUAAUUACAAUACGGAUCGGAGUAUACGUACAUUAUUAGAAUUGCCAUGCAAAUAUGUUAUUGUGAUUAUUAUUGUUAAUGAAUCACGGAGUACCGA
Messenger RNA from Cuscuta campestris, 1385 nucleotides. Lineage: Eukaryota; Viridiplantae; Streptophyta; Magnoliopsida; Solanales; Convolvulaceae. The record is from the annotation of a GenBank genome assembly.